This is a messenger RNA of Sphaeramia orbicularis (orbiculate cardinalfish), 1180 nucleotides long. Its product is annotated as hyaluronan and proteoglycan link protein 2-like. The record is from RefSeq and is a predicted model, not a curated record. The transcript is spliced from 5 exons. Gene Ontology annotation, biological process: cell adhesion; positive regulation of neuroblast proliferation; skeletal system development. Bases 71 to 1102 code for a protein of 343 amino acids. Lineage: Eukaryota; Metazoa; Chordata; Actinopteri; Kurtiformes; Apogonidae. Gene Ontology annotation, molecular function: hyaluronic acid binding. Gene Ontology annotation, cellular component: perineuronal net; synapse.
UUGUGUCUAACACCGUCCGUCCUGUGUCUGUGGGACGGACAGCAGGAGCGGACACAGGACUCCUGCCAUCAUGAACUCCUCUGGGAUUCUUCUGUUUAUAAUGAGCUGCUCCUCCUGGUCCUGGUCCUGGUCCAGGUCCUGGUCCUGGGUUAUUCCUGGAACACAAGAACCCACAGAGCUCAAGUAUCUGAUUGAACCCCCCGUGUACGCUGAGGUCAGCGGUCGAAGAGGGGAGAACGUCACCCUGCCGUGCAUGUUGAGAACCAAACCUCACCAUUACAAAGUCAAAUGGACCAAGCUGGAGCCGGAACGAACCGGCCCAGAGAACAUAGUCCUGAUAUCAAACAGCCGUGCCUUUAAGACCUAUGGCCUUCUGGGACCACGCGCCUCCCUCCGUAAAGCUCACGCCAUGGACGCCUCCCUGCAGCUCAGCCAUCUGGAGCUGGGAGACGGCGGGGGGUAUCGCUGUCAGCUGGUCAACGGCAUCGAGGACGAGAGCGUGGACGUCACUUUAACCAUUGAAGGAGUCGUGUUCCCGUACCAGAGUAAAAAUGGACGCUACAGAUUUACUUUCCAUGAGGCUAAACAAGCUUGUGCUGAACAGGAUGGAACUUUAGCCUCAUACAAUCAGCUGUACAGAGCCUGGACCGAGGGUCUGGACUGGUGUAACGCAGGUUGGCUCCGGGAUGGAACCGUUCACUACCCCAUUAUUCAACUGCGACCUGCCUGUGGGGGGGCGCUGCUCCCUGGGAUCCGCAGUUACGGACCAAAAGACAAAAACCACGACCGCUUUGAUGCUUUCUGCUUCACCUCACUGGCAUCUGGCUCCAUCUUCUUCGUCUCAGGCUCGUUCUCCUUCGUCCAAGCCCAACGUGCCUGUGAACAGCAGGGCGCUGACCUGGCCUUAGUCGGACAGCUGUACUCCGCCUGGCGUUUCCACAGCUAUGACCAGUGCGACGGGGGCUGGCUGAAAGACGGGAGUGUCCGCUUUCCCAUCAGCCACCCCAGGGAACGCUGUGGGGGGGUCCCUGAGGCGGGGGUGCGCUCAUUUGGAUUCCCUGACCAGAAGACACAUGUGUAUGGAGCGUACUGUUAUAGGUAGAGAUGUCUACACACAUUUUACACAUGUAUGUCACAUGUAUGUCAGCAUCAUGACUGUGUCUACAUGCACAGCAUGUUC